UCAGUUUCAGUUUCUAACCUCAACAUAUAUGAUUAUUUAUAAAGUAGAACUAGCCUUCCUAUCUAGAUAAGUGCACUUACAGCAUUUGACACUACUAGAAUAUUGCAGUACCGGAUUGCUACGAAUUCAAUGUCAGCAAGGAUCAUUAUUCUGUUUUGUUGAUUUUAAACAAAUGAGCCAAGCCAUUGGUCAAGCAUCCAAAUGCAACAGUAUUGUGUGCAAUACUGUUGAGUCGUACGAAAGAGAAAGGUAAUAGACAAAAAUGGCAAGUGAGGAAGUAAUUGAGGCUAACAAGAAGCCGCAGCCGGUGUUCAAGAAUCGUUCGUUUCAACAGAAAUUUCGGCCUACUAGUAAUACCGGUAAAAAGCGCACGUGGCGUUCGUUGAAACAGGUUUUGGCCCAGGAGCGUUCAUUACCAUGGCCACCCACGGUAAAACACUAUAGUUCUAUCAACGCACCUCCGAGCUUCAAACCUGCCAAGAAGUAUUCCGACAUAUCUGGAUUACCAGCACGAUAUACGGAUCCACAGACUAAAUUGUACUACGCAACCGCCGAAGAAUUUGCAACAGUACGAAGUUUACCGAUGGAUAUAACUGCUGGUUACUUGGCUUUACGCGGCGCGUCCAGCAUCGUUGGUUAAAUAAACGCAAUAUCUUACAUAAAGAGAUAACUUCCAUCGUGUGAUUCAGCAACGCAAUUUCGCGAACUUUAAACACACAAGAAAGUUUGAAGUUUUCGCUUACAGAGACUGAGGGAGCAUUUCGAUAAGGAUAGAGAUAGAUAAAGAGACAGAUAUAGAAUGAUUCAAUAAAGAAACGAGAUAAAGUAUCGAUAUUUUUAUCUCAUCAUAUGUAACACUUAUAACACUUCGUCAUGCCUGUCAAAUAGUGCUUCGUAGGAUUUUACAAAAUGAACAAUUCCACAAGUGAUUUUUUUCUGUUACUCCCAUUAUUUUUUAUCUCUCCUUAGUACUUUAUACGAUACAUUAUUAAAAAAGCUUGUCCAUUAUAACUUAGUAUAUGAACUACAGGCUAACAGGGAGGAGAGGUGUGGAGGAUCCUCAAGAUGUGUAUAACUGCUCGUCGGUUAUUUACGCACUGUGCCUGACCCGGUAUACUUUUGUCUUUCUAUUUCGUUUUCUUUUUUUCUUCAGCACAUUUUGCUCUCGUCCAGUUCGCUACUUGCAAAACGGCCAUUAGCGAAUUUGCAAAAUUAUUUGCAAUAGGAGAAUACAAACAGCAAG
Messenger RNA from Dinoponera quadriceps, 1243 nucleotides. Its product is annotated as INO80 complex subunit C. Gene Ontology annotation, cellular component: Ino80 complex. The coding region runs from base 263 to 640 and encodes 125 amino acids. NCBI's taxonomy places the organism in Eukaryota, Metazoa, Arthropoda, Insecta, Hymenoptera, Formicidae. The transcript is spliced from 5 exons. The record is from RefSeq and is a predicted model, not a curated record. Gene Ontology annotation, biological process: chromatin remodeling.